CUGCCAAUCCAAACCCCUCCCCCUCUUCAUUAUUAUAUCUUCCUCAUCCAGCAAACACAUCAAUCCCACUUCCAUUUAUACUGAAGCUUCUUUCCAAGCUCUAUACCCUCCAAGCUUCUAUGGCUAAGUCACGAGAGGAUCCCAGUUUCUGGCUCCCAUAUGAUUUCCUUACAACACACGAUGUUAACUUCAUGAACCAGAAAGACCCCAGCUUCCGCAGAACCCCUACAGACUCAUUGCCGACCGAGUUUCCGUACGAGUUCGACUCGUCUGGUUUCAACUCGGCCUUUAGUUCGCCGGUGGAGUCAGAUGUGGGCUCCAUCGAGAAGGAGCGCAGCAGCGACGAGGACUCUCUCGCCGGGCUAACUCGCCGACUGGCUCAGUCUUCCCUCAGCCAAACUCAGAACCUCUCCGUCCCCAGCUUCACUCAAGAAAAGCAGCCUGAGUGGGUCAUGUCCGGGUCGCCUCAGUCAACUCUGAGCGGAAUAGGGAGCUGGUCGGGCAACGGAAGCCCGUCGGCGCCUUCUUCCCAGGUGCCAUCUCCCCCAACGACGCCGUUCGGAAGUCAGAACGACACCUGGGACCUGAUUUACGCCGCCGCCGGACAAGUUGCCAGGUUGAAGAUGAACAGUGUCGAUGGUGCUGCCAAAUUCACUAACCCAAGUCCUUCACUUCCUUGCGUCCAAAACCAAUCCCCCUACACUCAGUUUCAGCAAGUUAGACAAGAGCAAGUUGUACAGUCACAGUGUUCUUCUCCAUGGGGGAAACCGAUGAAGCUUAACUGGUCAGCUCAGCAGCAACAGAUCCAAAACAGAAGGAGAAACAUAGUUGGAUUUGAAAGUGCAAGAUGUGGGCAUGGUAUGAGUUCGCCGCAAUCUCAAAAUGCAUGGCCUCCACUUCAAGCUCAGCACCAAAAACAACAACAGCCGCAUCGUAAUACCCGGCUCGUUUUGCCCAAUGGGUCUAAUGUCAAGAGGGAAUCAACCGGCACCGGCGUCUUUUUGCCUCGCCGGUACACCAACCCCAUUCCCACUCCUGAGCCGCCUCGCAAAAGAGCAGGUUGCCCAACUGUUUUGCUCCCUGCCAAGGUGGUUCAAGCUCUGAACUUGAGCUUUAAGGACAUGAAUGGACAUUAUCAGCAACAACAUCUUCAGCCGCGCUUCAACAACACUGCUUUGGCUCCAAACCAUGAAGAUUUGGUGGCAAGAAGAAAUGCCCUUUUGACUCAGCGGAGAAGGGGUUUAAGGCAAGAAGGGCCACUAAGCCAUGAGGUGCGCUUGCCUCAAGAAUGGACCUACUGAUCUGAACUGACCCUGCUAUUCUGGCUAUUCCGGCUAUUCCAUUCCAAAGGGGUUUUGUGACUUUGGUUUUGUUGGGCAAAAGCAAAAGAUAAAGCAAGUUGUCAUAAAAUGCGGUAGUGUAGCAGCAGCAGCCGAGUUUGUGAUAUUUGGUUUUAUUUAUAUAUACUUAGUUCAGGAUCAAUAAAGAUGAUGAUGUCCAGGUUUUUUAAUGGAGGAUGUUGCAGUAGCUUCUGUGGGGGGCUCUCUAUCUAUAUAGCUUUUAGAUCUUUAGAUCAAGGAAGAAGAAGAAGAAUGUGUUGUAAUAAAUCGGCUAGGUUUUUGGAGGGUAUUCAAAUAUCUUGAUGUAAGUGAAAUUUCACAACCCCUCUUGUAAGAUUCUUCUACUAAUAAGAAAAGUAU
This is a messenger RNA of Argentina anserina (silverweed cinquefoil), 1700 nucleotides long. RefSeq lists its product as uncharacterized. NCBI's taxonomy places the organism in Eukaryota, Viridiplantae, Streptophyta, Magnoliopsida, Rosales, Rosaceae. The transcript has 5 exons. The coding region runs from base 120 to 1301 and encodes 393 amino acids. The record is from RefSeq and is a predicted model, not a curated record.